UGACAUGGCUAGUAUAUUUUUGGCAGGAUUGGCAGUUGCUGGUGCUGCAAUGGCUGCAAGAGUAGUACUUUCUGCUGCCAAAAGAGUUCCAUUGGGUUCUGCUUCUUCUGCUAGUGGUACUAAGGCUUCCCAAAAGUGGGUAAAAGGAUUCGAACCUGUGAUGACUAGAGAAGAAGCACUGAAAAUACUUGGAUUGAGAGAAGGAGCUACGAAAGAACAGAUAGCUGAAGCACAUAGGAAACUUAUGCGUGUGAACCAUCCCGAUAACGGUGGUAGUACACUGAUAGCUUCCAAGAUUAAUGAAGCAAAGGAUGUAUUACUAGGUAGAAGAACAACAUAUUAUCGUGGUUAUUGAAUACUAUACACAAAUCAACUCCAACAACGAGUCUUUUUCAACCUUCCUCUCUAAUGAGUAUUUAGGAAUUCUAUUGUCAAUAAAGGCAUCCUAUUUUGA
Galdieria sulphuraria is the source of this 454-nucleotide messenger RNA. Its product is annotated as DnaJ homolog subfamily C member 19. Gene Ontology annotation, molecular function: ATPase activator activity. The coding region runs from base 5 to 355 and encodes 116 amino acids. The transcript has 2 exons. Gene Ontology annotation, biological process: protein import into mitochondrial matrix. Gene Ontology annotation, cellular component: PAM complex, Tim23 associated import motor. The record is from RefSeq and is a predicted model, not a curated record. NCBI's taxonomy places the organism in Eukaryota, Rhodophyta, Bangiophyceae, Galdieriales, Galdieriaceae.